Messenger RNA from Fraxinus pennsylvanica, 582 nucleotides. NCBI's taxonomy places the organism in Eukaryota, Viridiplantae, Streptophyta, Magnoliopsida, Lamiales, Oleaceae. The record is from the annotation of a GenBank genome assembly.
AUGAACUCUACAAUCGAACAUGCUAUUUCGAUGCUACAUUUGUUUAAAGGGGUCAAAACUCAAUUGGACCCUGCUUUAAAGAGCUUCUAUGCGUGGAAAGCUCCUCCGACAGAUUUCUUGAAGCUUAAUGUAGAUGGAGCGACCUUUCAUCACCUUCACAAAGCUAGGAUUUGUGCUGUUCUACGAGACCAAGCAGGAAAAGUGUUAAUGGCUACCUCAAAAGGAGAAAGGGGAGUGGCUGAUCCAGAAAUGAUAGAAUUUCUUGCGGUUCUCCGAGGGCUUAAGUUUGUGGUGUCGAUGGGCAUCUCUCAGUUAAUCAUUGAAUCAGAUUGCCUCUUCAUUGUUUCCCAGCUCAAUGACGCCGAAUCUGUUACCCUAUCCCCUUGGGCCUCCAUCAUUGCUGAUAUUAGACAUCUUUUGUUUGCUUUUUUGGAUGUAAAAAUAUCUCAUGUGAGUAGACUAUGGAAUGGGAUAGCUCAUGAACUAGCUAGACAUACGUGGCAAGUUGAGUCCAUUCAAAUGUGGUGGGAGGGAUUUUCGGACUUUAUCUCUCAAGCUAUUUGGCUUGACAGUCGUCUGUAA